AUGGAGAUACCGGCAGAGACUGUUGAUAGCCUACAGAUAUAUAAAGUGUUCCGAAUGGGGGAAUACGACAAACAUAGGAAAUAUCCUCGGCCAGUCUGUGUCCAGUUUGUAAAUAAAUUACAUAAGGACAUUGUGAUGAGACACAUUAAAAUUCUCAAGGAUAAGAAGUCCCCAAUAAGAGUGUCUCAACACCAACCUGAAGAAGUCCGUGAAAAAAGGAAGCAUUUAUAUGAUGUCCAAAAGAAAUAUGCGGACCGUAACAUAGAAACUGUGCUAAAAGGUCAGAAGCUCAUUUUCACGCAGAGCAAAACGGUGUAUAGGGAAAAUAUUGGUAGCAGACCAAUGGCCGAUGAGAUCAUCUGUGGAGAAGAGGUAAAGAUCACGAUCAGUACGGGGAAGACAUCAGAAGACAAUGGAAACCGG
Saccostrea cuccullata (small rock oyster) is the source of this 423-nucleotide messenger RNA. RefSeq lists its product as uncharacterized. NCBI's taxonomy places the organism in Eukaryota, Metazoa, Mollusca, Bivalvia, Ostreida, Ostreidae. The record is from RefSeq and is a predicted model, not a curated record. The transcript has a single exon. The annotation marks the transcript as partial.